AUGAUUGAGCCUAUUAGACUGCCACUGAGGAAAAUUAAGUUUGAAGAAUACAUAAACAGCACUGGAGGAAUUAUUGAUGAUGCACAAGGACGUGUGAGCGAUGCGAAUGUUGAUCUCAAUGAGUUUGUGUGCAUGUUUGUGAAUCAAGCAAUGAAAGAGAUGCGGGAUGCGCUCAACAAGUAUCAUUCGGUGUCUGAGAUGAUAUGCAGGAAGGAGCUGAGUGUAUUUUUCAGACAGAAGGCUGCAGACUUUGAGUGCUUGUUUAUUCUUUUGAGUGGAGCAGAGUACCUGCGAAACAGCCGCUCGAACGAAUACAGGAUGAAAAUGAUAUCACAUGCAGAUCAUGCAUAUGUGCGGAUUGCAGAUGAUUUAGCAUAUGUUUUUGAGUCUUUGAAGCCGAUGAUUGCGCCGAAGGGGGAUGUUUUUACGUGCUUGCAGGCUAACCUUGAUCCUGACUAUCUGUUACCAAAGCUUUAUGAGCCAAGUAAUAGCAGUGUUAGUGAUGAAGACAAAUGUAACAGUAUGGAAGUAGAGGAUGGGAUAGAAUUUGAGCAAAUGCACAGGGCAAGCAAAAUAUAUCUCGGUAGAGAAGAUCUGUCUAUCUACAGAAAUGUGAAGGUUGAGAAUGGAAUGGUGUAUUUGAAAGAUGAGCAUUUUUUAUUUACUCUUGCGCUGUGUGGGGAUAUUUCGAAGCCGCAGUGGAAACUGAUUGAUGUCCAGGGAGAAGAUGAUGCAUUCAGUAGGCACCUGCUUUUUUGUAUGCCUAGUAGUGUAAGUGCAAUAUCAAGAUUCUCCAGGGUUUAUGAGUCGCACUUCAGGAUGAGACAAAUGUUCCUUGUAGUAAAAGCAGCUUCUGAGCGCAUUGAUAUGGAGGUUAAUGGACACUAUAGAAGAUUUGAGGUUGUGGUUGGUAAAUUUAAGAUGUCAGUGAAGAUUGAGGAGCAUACGAUUCUUGGAUGGAUAUAUGUUGGUAAUGAGAAGGCUCGUAUUGGAGAGAAUGAUAUGCAAGGAUGUGUGAAUGGAAUACAAAGGAAUGCAAUUGAUGAAUUUGAGUGCUGGAUUUCGAAUUAUCUGUGUAAAGAUGGAACAGAUGCUCGGUUUUCAUUUAUUAAUGGAUUUGUAGCAAGUGGUAGGUCAUUUAGAAGCGCCUUAGAUCUGGAGAUGUUUUUGGACAAGGAUAGGGAAAACAGUGUUUUUUAUGAGUUUUUUGAAAAUACUUUUCGUGGAGUGCAUGAAGGCAUUGGGCAAAGGUGUGAAGUGUUCAGGAACUACAGAAGCGAAUUAUUUGGAAAAAAGAAUGUGUUUAUUACCAAAAGCCGAGUCUUUCUGUGUGUGUGCCUUGUAGGACUUACAAACACGUGCAUGAAUCUAAAGGUGUAUGCAGGAAGUCAUGAGCUUAUGGAUUUUUUUGAUUAUGUAGAAGUUUUGUUAAGGAUAGAUGCGAAUGGAAGAGUGAUAGGGGUUGCAAAUUUGAAUUGUAAUGAAAAUAAUGAUGUAUUAGAUAUAGCAAAUGGUAUGUUAACAUCGCAAGCUAUUCCAAUCGAAAGUGUUUAUGAGUACUUUAUUCAAAGCAUGGAAAUUUUAUUUUUUGUGCAUAAUGCAUGUUGUAUUGCAAAUCAAGUGGUUGUGGUUAUGGAUAGAAUUAUUGUGAAUCAUGAAAUGCAUGGAGGCAGGCUAUGUGUUGUGGUAAGUCUGAAUGAGCAGAAUCUUGUUGUAUGUGUAGAUUUUGAAGCUAGUGCAGGCUUUCCAGCAUUAUUGAAUGCUCCAUUAGAAAGAAUGGUGAGAAUUGAUGCAUUUGAAGAGUAUAUGCGAUUUGCGAUUUGUAUGAUUGAUAUCAAGAUGGAUUUUGAGAAUAAAGAAGGUAGAGCAGAGCUUGGAUCUAUGAACAGCAUUGGGAUAGUCUCAAUGGAAGUGGAAAGAGGACUUGAUAUACGGCUUACUGGAAUGGAUAUGAAUCUUUCAUUUAAUGAUUUUGAAGGCAAAAUGAAUCUUGAGGUAAAUACACUGGGAAUGAAUGAUGUUUUUGAAUGUAUUCCAAAGACAAAUGCAGUUGAUAUACUAAUUUGUUUCUAUGAAUUCUUUUUGAAAGGUUUUAUUCCAUGUGUUUGCACAUCAUCUGGAUUGGUAUUUAAAUUCAGGUACGCAUCUCAAGGGACACUAAGAUUGAAAAUGGUGAGCAGGAGUGCAUACAAAGUGUGUGUAGAAGGACUUAACGGAGAUUUUAAUGAGUUCAGUGGAAUAUCAAUAGGAAUGAAUGCACAGCUGUUGCAAAAGCUUGAUCAACUGUAUUACGAUGAGAGAAUACAACACAUAGCAAGUCUUGCAAGAAUUGAGUAUGAAGUACAGGAUGAAAGUAGAAAAGUAGUGAUUGUUACGCCAUGUGGCCAGUUCAAUAUUAGUGUUAAUGGAAAUACAUGGGAUUUUGCAAUCAUGUUGAACACAAUGAAAUUGAACGAAGAAGUUUUAAGUACGAUUUGCAUGUAUUUCAAUAAGGAACUUACAAUUGGAAGGAAUAUAUCAAUGAUGCUAGGAUACUUGAGAAGCGAUAUAUAUAUUCUGAGAUUGAUUGAGAAGCUUGGUUUACAAAUACGUUGA
This is a messenger RNA of Ordospora colligata OC4, 2595 nucleotides long. RefSeq lists its product as uncharacterized. Lineage: Eukaryota; Fungi; Microsporidia; Ordosporidae. The transcript has a single exon. Bases 1 to 2595 code for a protein of 864 amino acids. The record is from RefSeq and is a predicted model, not a curated record.